Lineus longissimus is the source of this 3528-nucleotide messenger RNA. Its product is annotated as exocyst complex component 6B-like. Bases 96 to 2483 code for a protein of 795 amino acids. NCBI's taxonomy places the organism in Eukaryota, Metazoa, Nemertea, Pilidiophora, Heteronemertea, Lineidae. The record is from RefSeq and is a predicted model, not a curated record. The transcript is spliced from 19 exons. Gene Ontology annotation, biological process: Golgi to plasma membrane transport; exocytosis; intracellular protein transport. Gene Ontology annotation, cellular component: membrane; exocyst.
UGGCGAAUUCUCAGACCGAUGCGAGUCCGGGUGUCCGGUGGAAAAAGCUUGCCACUGCUAUCAUAAGCGGAGAUGUGGUCCAUCAAGAAAAUCUUAUGGUCCAGCAAGAUAUGCUGGUUACUGAAAUCGAAGCUACAGACGGCUCUAUGGCCACAGCUCUUAGAGCUGUCUAUGAAAGUGAGGAACCCCAGAAGUUUAUGGAAAGACUGGAUGCGAGGAUCAAAAGUCAUGACAAAGAGAUUGAACGCAUGUGUAACUUUCACUACCAGGGUUUCAUCGACUCCAUCCGUGAAUUGUUGCAGGUCCGCUCAGAUGCCGAUACUCUACAGGAAGAGAUUUCAAACAUCAAUGGUUCCCUGCAGAAGUCUGGUCACAGCCUGAUAGGAAAGGGAGAGGAACUCAUCAAAUGCCGCAAGAUACAGAAAAACAUUGCGGCAGCAGUUGAAGGAUUAACCCUCUGUUUACCAGUAUUGGAAACCUACAGUAAACUAAGAGAACAAAUGAAAAAUAAACGCUACUACCCGGCCUUGAAGACGUUAGAACAACUGGAACACACUUACCUACCCAGGGUUAGCAAGUACCGGUUCUCACAGACGAUGGCUGAUCAUAUCCCGAAGUUACGUGAGAACAUUAAGGAGGCAUCCAUGAUCGACCUCAAGGAUUUCCUGGAGAAUAUCCGCAAGCACUCAACCAAGAUUGGAGAAGUAGCUAUGAGACAUGCUGCUGAACAAAACAACAUCGACCCAAGCAUAGCUGUGACAAAGCAGAAACGCAGAGCCCCUGCCCCUCCCACGAAUCCAUUCGGGAGCGAAGUGCCCCUCCCUUCAGAUUUAGUACCAGAUCAUGAAGAUGAAGAAAUGAGUGCUCAAGAUGUGGUGGAUUUCUCUCCGGUUUAUAGGUGCUUGCAUAUAUACUCAGUGUUGGGUGCUAGGGAUACCUUUGAAAGUUAUUAUAGAAAGCAGAGGAAGAAACAGGCCCGAUUAGCACUACAACCUCCUCCUAAUAUGCAUGAGAGUAUAGAGGGCUAUCGAAAGUAUUUCCAUGAUAUCAUAGGCUUCUUUGUAGUUGAGGACCACAUUCUGAAUACGACGUCUGGUUUAGUGAACAAAGCAUACAUUGAUGACAUGUGGGAAAUGGCGCUGACCAAGGUCGUGGCAAUGCUUCGAACGAACUCAAAAAUCUGUACGAAUCCACAGCUGAUGUUACAGCUGAAGAAUCUUAUCGUUUUAUUUUCACAUACACUGAGGGGCUAUGGUUUUCCAGUAGGUCAGUUAUAUGACUUGCUACUCGAGCUACGGGAUAUGUACAGUGAGGUUCUCAUGAAGAAGUGGGUGUCGAUAUUCGACGGGAUCUUCAAUGAAGAUAACUACACACCAAUCCAUGUUGAGUCCGAUGUGAAGUAUCAGGAAAUCACCAGUAUUUAUCCAUUUGAAGAUGAUGGGUUAGAAAAGUCCCAGUUUCCAAAGACGUUUCCAUUUUCCCACUUUGUGCCAAAGGUUUAUAACCAAGUUAAAGAAUAUAUCUAUGCAUGUCUCAAGUUCACCGAUGAUUUACACCUUAGUCAAACAGAGAUAGACGAUAUGGUGCGUAAAUCAGCGAAUGUGUUAUUAACACGGACCCUGAGUGGAUGUCUGUCUGCGCUCAUCAAACGGCCCAGUCUAACGUUACAUCAGUUGAUACAAAUCUCUAUAAAUAUGAACUACUUAGAGCAGUCAUGUGUUUACCUGGAGACCUUUAUAACUAAUAUUACUGGUAUAAAAAAACAGCAAACACAGUGGCAAAGUGCUGAGAAAGACGGUGUUCACCUCUCUCGGUUGCACGGGACUUCCAUGUUUAAAGAUUCGCGCAGCGAGGCCGAGGCACAGAUCUAUAGAGCACUCAACACCAAGAUAGACGAAUUCUUGGAUCUAGCCACCUAUGAUUGGACAUUACAAGAAUCGAAAGGCCAUGCCAGCGGCUAUGUGAUGGACCUUCUAGCGUUCUUAGAAAGCAUGUUCUUAUCCUUCACAAAUCUACCGCCAAAGGUCGCGCAGACCGCAUGCAUGUCUUCAUGCAAAUAUAUCGCACAGAAGUUUCUAGAAUUUCUGAUCGAUCCCGAUAUCCGACACAUAACAAGUGGAGCCUUGCAACAGCUCAACUUAGACCUGAUGCAGUGUGAACAAUAUGCCAACUCGGAGCCAGUACGUGGACUCCGGGACACGCUACUCCUAGCCUUUGCAGAUCUUCGCCAGUUGUUAGAUCUGUUCCUGAUCUGGGACUGGUCAACUUAUCUUGCCGACUACGGACAACCCAAUAGUAAAUACGUCAGAGUCCAUCCAAACAUUGCCAUUACGCUGUUAGAAAAGAUGCGAGAUGCAGACAAGAAGAAGAACAUCUUCACUUCCCUUAAACAGAAGGAGAAGGACAAGAGACGGUUACUAGAGACAGUUCUCAAACAGUUACGUAGCUUGGCCGCUUCAAAUGGGACAGGUCCACACAGCUGAUGCAGCGUGGAACAGAUCACCAUUUGAAGUCCUCGUCUGCCAAGAUAUGUAUAUGGCUGUCUUCAACUUCAGCCUGCUAUCAGCAUGUUAAUGUUUUCUGAACAAAGAGGCCAAAUAUGAAGCUCAUCACGUAGGAGCUGUGCUGUGACUUGGUUAGGUUCUUUGAUAUGAUUUGUUGAGGCAAAUGCUCUGAUUGAGUAAGAUAAGGUCUCCAUCAUGCUCGACAGAUUUGGGCAAUUUACUGUGAUGUGCCAAGUGGCACUCUGUGCAUUUGUGGUUUAUUUUUAGUCACAUGAGGUGAUGAAUUUUUGGAGCUGUCCGUUUUCCAUGAUAUGAGGAAGCCACAGACUAAUUGGGUUGCCCAGCUUAAGUUGUGAGCAACUUGCUAUUGACAAUUUUAUUUUUUUGAUGCAGACUCAAAUUUCUGUGGCUAUGGAGUUGGCAGUAUGCAAUUUGCUGAGCUCAAAAUGUCUUGAACAUUUCUCUUCUUGUUCCCUAAAAGUGCUUUAUAUUCUCUCUAAAGGAGCCGUUACUGAUUAAAGUGUGGCAUUGUGCUAUAUCUCAGAUGAUCACGUGCAAAGUUGGGGAACCAAUGACAACAUUACUGGAACUAAGAAAUUUGUUAUUCAACACUUUUUAGUUUUGACUUGAAUUGAAAUACAGCAUCAUACUGUCAAAACCAUAGACAGCAGUUCUGAGUUCAGCGUCAAUCUAUAUAAGUUGCCGGCCUUCCUUGUAUAGUAAACUUGCAAUUAAGGAAGAUAAUUGCGACUCUUUGGUGCUAUGACAAUCCGUGUGUUUUGUUUGCCCAUGACCAAAUACUUGUUGCGUUUUGUUUGAUGUGCAAUACUCUUAUAGUUAGCCUCUUAAAUUCUAAGGACUCUUCUUCAUCAUGGCCAUGUUUGCCACAAAGACAUCUUAUCGAGGCUAUUCGAGAAAUAUCCUCAAAUUGUGUAGUUCUCCUUUGGUUUUGAGUAGCAAAUAGUUUAUUACAAGUUACAAGCUGGGUUGUUAGAGACAAUUAUUUUGCCAUCAAUGGGUUGUA